AUGGUAGAUACCCAAGAGGAAACACCCAAGUGCCCCGUUGAUCACAAUGCAUAUAAACAUUUUAUUCCUCAAGAAAAUCAACAAGUUGAAGAGGGAGCAAAAUGUCCUGUUGAUCACAAUGCAUAUAAACACUUUACUCCUCAAAAAGGAGGUUCAGUAAAAGAGUCUGAUUCUUGUCCAGUAGAUCAUUCAGCUCGUCAAAACUUUAUUCCUGCUUCAAAAGAAGGAUGUGAUUCGGAUGCCAUUGACAGUUCAAACUAUAUGCCUAAAGUUUCUGAACAAACACCCCAGCAUGAUCAACGCUUGCCUUUGGGAAAAGAAAGACAAAUCUCGAGUAUUCCUCGUGCCAACUCUUCAGAGAAAAUGUGGAUCUAUCCUUCUGAACAAAUGUUUUUUAAUGCAAUGAGACGCAAGAACUGGACACCUAAAGAAGAAGACAUGUCGGUUGUUGUUCCUAUUCAUAAUGCAGUUAAUGAAAUGGCUUGGCAAAAGAUUUUGGAAUGGGAAAGGAUGCAUGAGACUAAAUGUAAUCAGCCAAUGCUAUUGAAAUUUCAAGGUAGACCCAAGGAUAUCACACCUAAAGCACGUAUUCGAUCUUGGUUUGGUUACUCUCUUCCCUUUGACCGUCAUGAUUGGACAGUUGAUAGAUGUGGUGAAAAAGUAACCUAUGUUAUCGAUUUUUAUACUGGAAAGAAAGACCCAAAGAACCCUAUAUCACUAAGUUUCUAUUUGGAUGUUCGUCCAGCACCUACUCCAGCUGGUAUCUGGGACCGAAUAAAGAUGUCAUUCAGAAAAGGCGAAUUUGUUUAA
Rhizopus microsporus ATCC 52813 is the source of this 810-nucleotide messenger RNA. RefSeq names its product cytochrome c and c1 heme-lyase. The record is from RefSeq and is a predicted model, not a curated record. Gene Ontology annotation, biological process: cytochrome c-heme linkage. Gene Ontology annotation, cellular component: mitochondrion. NCBI's taxonomy places the organism in Eukaryota, Fungi, Mucoromycota, Mucoromycetes, Mucorales, Rhizopodaceae. The transcript has 3 exons. Gene Ontology annotation, molecular function: holocytochrome-c synthase activity. The coding region runs from base 1 to 810 and encodes 269 amino acids.